GUCAUUUCCAGAUUCCACGAACAGAUAAUCUCCAAGGUAUCUGUGGAGUUAAAGGGACGGGACUUUUUCCCUUCCCCUCUCUUCCCCAAGCAUCAGUCCAAGGGGAGGGAGGGGAUGAAAAGAGCCUGGGAGGUGGAAAAGUGGAAGAAGCUGGAAGAGUCUGGAGCUGAGGGGAGCCCCCGGGCGUGGGCCCUUGGGCGAGCUGGCGUCUGGAACCCGCCCUGGAGCUGCGCCCCAAGCUGCAGCGCGCAGUCAGCUCGCCGCCCAGGAGCAGCCUGGACGCUCCACUGUCGCUCUGGCACAAUCGCGGCGGGUUGGGGACCAGAGACCCUAAGCUUCGCUAGGGGGCAGCUGAGUUGAAAUGGAAUUGUACUAUAAACAGAUCACUAACUUCUCACAAGAUCAUGAAGUGAAGUGAGAAUGAAAACCAAAAUCUGAACCCAUCACCCCACGGACCCGGCCUGGUGCCACAGUCUCUCUGAGUUCGUAUGUGCUGCAGUCCUGUUGUGUCUUGAAGACCCUGUUUCCUCGUCCAGGCGGAGCCUUUGAGAUGGUGCUGUUCACACCAAGGGUAUUCAGUUUUCAACUAUAUUAACCUUUUAAACGAAAAAAAUGGAUUUUUUAAAUUCUUCAGAUCAAAACUUGACCUCUGAGGAACUAUUAAACCGAAUGCCAUCCAAAAUUCUGGUGUCCCUCACUCUGUCUGGGCUGGCACUGAUGACAACCACCAUCAACUCCCUCGUGAUUGCUGCCAUCAUUGUGACUCGGAAGCUGCACCACCCAGCCAACUACCUAAUUUGUUCCCUGGCAGUUACAGAUUUUCUUGUAGCUGUCCUGGUGAUGCCCUUCAGUAUUGUGUACAUUGUGAGAGAGAGCUGGAUUAUGGGACAAGUACUAUGUGACAUUUGGCUGAGCGUUGACAUCAUCUGUUGUACAUGUUCCAUCUUGCAUCUGUCAGCGAUAGCCUUGGAUAGGUACCGAGCCAUCACAGAUGCUGUUGAAUAUGCCAGGAAGAGGACUCCCAAACAUGCUGGCAUCAUGAUUACAAUAGUGUGGGUUAUAUCUGUGUUCAUUUCUAUGCCUCCUCUCUUCUGGAGGCACCAAGGAACUAGCCGUGAUGAUGAAUGUGUCAUCAAGCAUGACCACAUUGUUUCAACAAUUUACUCCACGUUUGGAGCUUUCUACAUCCCUCUUGUAUUGAUAUUGAUCCUCUACUACAAAAUAUACAGAGCAGCAAGGACACUAUACCACAAGAGACAAGCAAGUCGUAUGAUGAAGGAGGAGCUGAAUGGCCAAGUCCUUUUGGAGAGUGGUGAGAAGAGCAUUAAACUGGUCUCCACCUCCUAUACUCUAGAAAAAUCCUUAUCUGACCCAUCAACAGACUUUGAUAGAAUUCAUAGCACAGUGAAAAGUCCCAGAUCUGAGUUGAGGCAUGAGAAAUCUUGGAGAAGACAGAAAAUCUCAGGCACUAGAGAACGCAAGGCAGCCACUACCCUGGGAUUGAUCUUGGGUGCUUUUGUAAUAUGUUGGCUGCCCUUUUUUGUAAAAGAAUUGGUUGUUAAUGUCUGUGACAAAUGCAAAAUCUCUGAGGAAAUGUCAAAUUUUUUGGCAUGGCUUGGUUAUCUGAAUUCCCUUAUAAAUCCACUGAUUUAUACCAUCUUCAAUGAAGACUUCAAGAAAGCCUUCCAAAAACUUGUACGAUGUCGAUGUUAGGCAAGAGGAGGUCUAUUUUUGAAGGGUAAAGACUUUAUUUAUUGGGGGGGGAUAACUAAACGAAUGUAAAGUAAUAAAACAUUCAAAUUUUUAGAGAAAAUAUAUUAAGAUUGCUAAAAUUAUAACAGCAUAAAUUUAUUUUUAAUAGCUCCAAGAAAAUGAGAUUAAUUUGACCAUCAGUCUAGUGUCAUCAAAAUUAGGAAAUAAUUUUUGCAUCUUAUAAAUAAUCUUUUGUCUAUGCAAUAUGUCUAAAAAGAGAACUGGAAAAUUAUAUAUACAUACUACUUACAAUACUUUCCAGGUUUAUAUCUUACAAAAACUAGAGGAAUUUUCAAUUAACAUAUUUCCACUGGCAAUUUAUAUAUCAAUCCAUUGAUCAACUAGUAAUUCAUAGAAUAAAUAUUAUUCAUUGUAAUACCUCUCUUGUCCCUUCUCCAUCUUAUUUUUUGCAAAAGGCAAAGAGAAAGUAAUGGCAGCUCUUAUUUAGCCUGAGUAGAGUAGACAUGAAAUUCAGUGGCUUUGGUAUUAUCCUCAUAUUUGGACACCAAAAAUAACCAAACAGUGGGUUAAGUAUAGUAAAGUAUUUCAAUAUCCUGAACUUCUAUACAUUUGCUAUCCUCACUUUGUUUAAUAUCGGCUUCUAGAAUAAUAUCAUCAUAAUCAUAUAUCAGUAUUUGAAAUCAAAGCCCCAAGGGGAAGGUUUGUUAUGCAAUUAUUGUAUAAUUAUCACAGGCACUGUCCCUUUUUAAGGAAUAAAACUUUAAACACUAAGUACCCUAAGUUACUCACCAUAGCUAUCACACUUCUAAUAUAAAAUUUAUUUCCUCUCUACUAAUGUUAACAGCCCAGUUUUUACAAUUCAUCUCCAUGUCUUAAGAUUUGAACAUUAUUAUUUCCUUCUUAUUGUAAAAAAUACAAUGGGAAAUAUUAAAUAAUUAAAACUUUGCUUUGACAACAAAAAAGUCGGUUUUUCCAUUUUAAUAAGGAUACAUUUUAUAAAUCAAGACCAUCUGAAAAACAAUAUUAUACCACACCUUUUUUAGUUGCCACUUCUUGUACAUUAUAAAAUAUUCUUUUCUGGUGGAGUGUUUAAGAGUACAUCACCUUUUAUAUAUCUGUGAGACAUUACCCUUGGUUUAGCAAAUAUCUAGAGGUGAGACUUUAUAUAAGGCAAUGAAAAAUGUACUAGAUAGAAGAUAUAGGAAAUAAUAAAACAUAAAUUCUUCCAUCAAUGUAGCUAUAAUCUAGAAGAAGAAACAAUGCAGAAUUAAAACUAUUCUAGAAGGUAAUAAACAAGGAUCUAGCAAAUGAGUUAUUUAUAUACUUGUGACAAUGUUGAGAAAAAACUGAUCAUAUCUGGUUGAAGAUCACUGGGAAUUUUUCAUAAGCUGUAUAUCUGAAAUGUGUGUCAAAUAAAGCAAGAUUUGGGCACGAGCAAAUGAAAGGGCAUAGUCCACAAGGUGACAACAUAAAGAGUUCAGGCUUUGCCAUGCAAGGAUUGUGGCCCAUGCCAUGAACUUAUUAGCCAUUUAAGGCAACAAUGGAAAUCAAAGGUUUAAAGGGAAAAAUGAAUAUUGGAAAUGACUUUUAAUGUCAGGAAAAGUAAUACACUGCCAAUUUUCUUGCUUCCCUUGAGUUAUCAGUGAUGAUUUUCAAAAUAAUACAAGCUUGGAAGAAACCUAAAAUGAAUGGGGUAGAGGGAAAAAGCUUCUGCUCUAGAUAUGAGAGGCCAAGAGAGUGCUGGAGAAAAUUGUCUUCUUGCUAGAAACCAAACCAGUAGUCCAGGCAAUGGGUGAUGACUUGCUAAUCUUAAUCCUGGCAAUGGAAAUAAAAGGAAGGAAAAGAUAAGUGAAGAUACAGAAGUGGGGUCCAUAGAUCUCAGCAAAUACUGCAGUAAGACAGUAGGACAGGCUGAGCUCCUAAGGCCAUCUUUGCCUGAUUAACCAGCAGUAUCUCUUGGUAAACAACGACUUUUGCAGAAGUGUGGAAAUUGCAGAUGUGCCCAAGCUCAUAGGCACUAUACUGUCCACUCCCGGCCUAAGCAAAGCUGACAUAUAACUGAGAUUAGAUGUUCCCUGGCCUCCGCUCUGACAUCAGUCGAGGAUCCCACCUCACUUUGUCCUCACACCACUCACUCCACCUCCACUCCCAGGCCGUGUGUCUCCCUAUCGCUCUCUGCUUUCUUCUAUUACCCUUCCGUUUGCCAACGUUUGAUUCUGUGACUUACUCAAUCAAAGACCUUCCCAAAGUCAUUUCUGCACAUCUCAGAAGCUUACAUUGAGAAAACCCUUUUCACUGUUCGUUUGUUAGAGACAGGGUUUCUCUGAGUAGCUCUGGCUGUCCUAGAACUCUGUAGUCCAUGCUGGCCUCGAUCUCAGAGCACCUGCUUCUGCCUCACACGCGCUGGGAUUAAAGAUGCAUGCAGCUCCGCCACCUGGCGGGAAAACUCUUAAAAGACACAAACCACCAACUAUUUCAAGCAAAGUAAACCAAGGAUCUGAGUUGGACCGGAUGUAGAAAAAUAGUGUCAUAAGUGACAAAGACGUUGCAUCUAUCUCCUUUCAGAGCUCCAGGGAGAAUCAAAUUAACUUGCUCUGUGUUGAAGAGACAUCAUUUAAUCCAAAGGGUCUGCGGCAUAGUCCACUAACAGUUCAUCUACAUUUGAACCACAUGUGAGGUUUCAGGCUUUGUCAUCACUAAUGAACAAGUAUCAGUGAUGUCCCUUCAACAUCUUUAAAUGGUGGCAAUAUAGGGAAUGUCAACCUCAGAUUUGCACUUCCUUUGCAAUGUAUGCAGAAAGCAUUACUGUUAACUCAAAAUGUGCACACUUUAUCCUUUGAACAAAAAAAUAAAUAAAUUCUAAGUAGCUAAAAUCUGUCACAAAGGGAAAAAUGCAAUACAGCUGUUUGUUUACUUCCUAGUAGAAUCUUACUAUAGUGGCACCAUAAAAUCAAAGUUUUUAUUCUAUUAAGUGACUUCCUAACCCUCUUCAAAUGAAAAAUGCACUAAAAGCAAAGACCAGACACUGAAGGAAUAAGGAAGUUAAAUAAGUGGAUAUUAAAAAUCAGUCCAGUAUGCCAGUAAACAUAGCCACAUGCGGACUGUGUCUGAAAUGGCAUGUGCUUAUUAAACAUGAGCUUUAUUUUAAGUUUAGUUUAAGAACAUGAACUGUUCUGGCAACGGUAGUGCACACCUUUAAUCUCAGCACUUGGGAGGCAGAGACAGGAGGAUUUCUGUGAGUUCGAGGUCAGCCUGGUCUACAGAGUGAGUUCCAGGACAGUUAGGGCUAUGACACAGAGAAACAAAAAAAGAAUAUGAACUGUCUGGACCAACAUGUUUUAUUUUGUUUUGUUUGGUUCUUUUGUUUUGUUUUACAAGACCCAUCACAAAUAUCCAGUUAGUGAAAAAUGAUGAGCCCAUCUUUAAGAACAGCCUCCUUUAUGAAUUUACAAAACAAUUCUUACUUUGGCUUCACUAAUUUUGAUUCCUUAGCUGUCUGCACCAUAUGCGUCUUCUUUGCUUACAUCAUUAUGUCAAUAACAAAUUUAUUCCCUCACUGUAGGCUAAACCCCAUAGUCACAAUCUCCAUUUAAUCGUGUGCCUUUUGCCAAAAGUUUUUAAUAGAAAUAAGUUGGAAAGUAAUUUAAAUCCAAUUGCUAUGAAAUGUGCUCGUUUGUUCUCCCGACACCAUGAAGGCAGACAUGAUCACAAAUUCAUUGCUGAUGAUGUGUGUUUUGCUUGAGGUAUGAAAUCAUUUUCUUGUGAAUGUACAGACUUUUUUUAUUUCUAGGUCAGAGAAUCUGGUUUCCUAAAUUGUGCAGUUGAAACAUGAAUUUUUUUCUUAAUAUAUCCCAAAGUCCUUCAAAAAUAACUCUGCUUACUUUAAAAUGCAUCCCUAUUAAAGUAGCUUGCCCCAGAUAUAUGCUUCUACUGUCUUCCUCAUAACCAAGUGAUCAUGCUCAGACCUUUACCAUAAAAUAUUUCUGUAAUCAAGUUAAUAUUUUUGAAAUAAAUAAAGUAUUUUCUAAGGA
This is a messenger RNA of Mesocricetus auratus (golden hamster), 5744 nucleotides long. It is a transcript of the gene Htr1f, whose product is annotated as 5-hydroxytryptamine receptor 1F. Lineage: Eukaryota; Metazoa; Chordata; Mammalia; Rodentia; Cricetidae. Gene Ontology annotation, cellular component: plasma membrane; dendrite. The record is from RefSeq and is a predicted model, not a curated record. Bases 613 to 1713 code for a protein of 366 amino acids. Gene Ontology annotation, molecular function: neurotransmitter receptor activity; G protein-coupled serotonin receptor activity. Gene Ontology annotation, biological process: chemical synaptic transmission; G protein-coupled receptor signaling pathway, coupled to cyclic nucleotide second messenger. The transcript has 5 exons.